AUGGUGGCUAAUUUACUUCUUCCUUCGAGAGAAUGGAAAAAGCCCCUGAUUGAGUGGACCUUUUGCCCGGUAACAGCUGAGAGAAUACUAGAAGUCGUUCUCCCCAUUACACCAACAUAUGAUAGUUUCUUUUGGAUGGGGGCGAAUGAUGGUGUGUAUAGUGCAAAAUCUGGGUAUUUAUUUUUGCAACAGGUUGAUGGUCAAGGCAUAGCUUCCUCUUCAACGACAGAUUCAAUGGAGGAAGGGCUGUGGAAAAUAUUCUGGGCAGCGCCUUCCCUUCCACGGUGUCAGGAGCUCUCAUGGAGGCUCUAUCAUGGCGUUGUCCCUAUUUGCCAAAAGCUCUGCCAAGGUGCAGUUGAUGUUGAUCCAAGCUGUCCUAUUUGCAGGUUAGAGGAUGAAUCCAUUGAUCACUUGUUCUUGAGGUGUGCUGUCAUGAAGGAUAACUGGUUUGCAUCACGGUUGGGAGUGCGGGUUUAUUCGCAUCAGCGCUUCCCGGUGUUCUUGCGGCUGCUGGUUCGUGACUUUGAUGAUGAGGGUGUAACCGAGGUCCAUAGCUUACUCUAUACGAUGUGGGAGGCGAGGAAUAGGGAGGUUUUUUAUGAGCAUAUAGUGGAUUGGAGGGAGGUGCUGGCUCGCGCGGGAUCUAUGCGAGUUCCACAAACGGAGGAGACGCCCAGGACGGUGGCUGGAGCUGUUACAGGACUGUGGAUCAGACCAACAAGAGGAAUAAUUAAAGUGAAUAUUGAUGCAGAUGUGGGCAGAGACAAAUUAGUUGGCUUUGGGAUGGGGGCAAGCAACAACAAUGGUGAAAUUAUGGCUUCCUCUUCCAUGUACCCGACCUUGGUGUUGUCGCCAUCGAUUGGAGAGGGUCUUUCGCUGCGAUGGGCAAUGGAGUUAGCUACUCAAUUGGGUUUACAGAGAGUUCUAUUUGAGACAGGUUGUCUUCCUUUGUUCCAAGCUUGGAAGAAGGCUUCUGGAGGCUCUUAUUUAUUUACUGUUAUUCAGGAUUGUUUUCGCUUUUGUAACUUUUUUGACUUUGUUGAUCUUUCAUUAGUGCACCGUGAUGGCAAUUAUGCUGCUGACUUUAAGGAGCGUAAUGCCUCUACCUUUACCAAUGAGGUUUGGAUUGAGGAACGUCCGUCGGGUUUAAUUCUGUUGUUGUUGGAUGAUAGUUUGGCUUCUAUGCCUAUUUGA
Lotus japonicus is the source of this 1194-nucleotide messenger RNA. RefSeq lists its product as uncharacterized. The transcript has a single exon. Gene Ontology annotation, molecular function: RNA-DNA hybrid ribonuclease activity; nucleic acid binding. NCBI's taxonomy places the organism in Eukaryota, Viridiplantae, Streptophyta, Magnoliopsida, Fabales, Fabaceae. The record is from RefSeq and is a predicted model, not a curated record. Bases 1 to 1194 code for a protein of 397 amino acids.